AUGGCGAAUAUACGACCUCUAUUCUCAUUAGCCGAACUGGCCGCUCAGCGAAGCCUACGCCCGUCGUCGUCACUUGCGAUCGCAUACAGAAAUUAUCGUUGCUGUUGUCAAAGCUCGUUAUCUCAGAAAAACACGUUCAAUACGAUACAGUCUCACCCAGUUCCCUCCGCGCAUCGAUCCUAUUCAGCCACAUCCUCCAUGCUCUCGGGCUCCUCGCCCUUUCGAUUGACGUCGACACCCAAACAACACGCGGACACACCUGCUGCUGCUGUUGAAGAAGAAGUCGAAAUUGAAGAGGAAGAUGAAGGAUACUAUAGUCCAUACAAGCCCAAACGCCAAUGGCCACCGGACAUGUCGAAACUGUCGCCCAAACAUCAACUCCGAUUAGAACGCAAAUAUAGACGUCGAGCGGCGCUGAAAUAUGCUAGGCCACGAUGGGUUAAGGCUACGAAAUUGGUGCAGUGGGGUGUUAUUAUAUUCGUGGUGAUUUAUUCGGUGCUGUUUAUGGAAUGGGGCAAGGAAGGAGAGGAGCAUCCGUUCGAGGACGUGAGUGAUCUCUUCUAUAUUCUUACCUCCCCCGUCCCCGAAGAUUUUCUUCUUGCAGAGUUCCGCAAGGAUUUCUUUGCUUCGUUCAAUUCGCUAUUCUCGACGCCUCCGCCGCCUAGAAGGAAGGAAUAA
Talaromyces atroroseus is the source of this 678-nucleotide messenger RNA. RefSeq lists its product as hypothetical. Lineage: Eukaryota; Fungi; Ascomycota; Eurotiomycetes; Eurotiales; Trichocomaceae. The transcript is spliced from 4 exons. The record is from RefSeq and is a predicted model, not a curated record. The coding region runs from base 1 to 678 and encodes 225 amino acids.